CUACAAGCCAAGACUGUGGGGGGAAGCGGUUCGUGUUUAGUCAGAGGGACGCGGACACCGCAGGGCGACAGUAGCUCGCGAUCACCGUUAGAUAUUUCAUUCGGCGGGAACGAUGGAUACCGACAACGAGGAAGUUGCAAUGAGAGAGUCCAAAAGACGGGAACGCCAAGCGGGUUCAAGCAGGCAUGAUAUACAUGAUACUGAAGCUUUGGAGAAUACAGACACUGACAUUGGCUUUUGUGGCUGGCUGUUGGUUGGGCUUUCCCUUUUGCUGAUGGUGGCUACUCUGCCCCUCUCCAUAUGGAUGUGCAUCAAGAUUGUGAAGGAGUAUGAGCGAGCCAUUAUCUUUCGCCUGGGGCGCAUUUUGCGAGGAGGAGCCAAAGGACCAGGGCUGUUCUUCAUCUUGCCGUGCACCGACAGCUUUAUUAAUGUGGACAUGCGCACCAUCACCUUCGAUAUCCCACCGCAAGAGGUUUUGACCAAAGACUCUGUAACAGUGAGUGUUGAUGGCGUUGUGUACUACCGGGUCCAGAAUGCCACUCUGGCUGUAGCUAACAUCACUAAUGCUGAUGCUGCCACCCGGCUGUUGGCCCAGACCACCCUGAGGAAUGUGCUUGGGACCAAGAACCUGGCGGAGAUCCUGUCUGACCGUGAAGAAAUUGCACACAGUAUGCAGUCCUCUCUGGACGAUGCUACAGAUGACUGGGGCAUCAAGGUGGAGCGGGUGGAGAUCAAAGACGUCAAGUUGCCCCUCCAGCUCCAGAGAGCCAUGGCUGCUGAGGCUGAGGCCUCCCGCGAGGCCAGAGCCAAGGUGAUUGCAGCGGAGGGAGAGAUGAACGCAUCACGGGCGCUGAAGGAGGCCUCCCUGGUGAUUGCAGAGUCUCCGUCAGCCCUGCAGCUGCGUUACCUCCAGACCCUCAACACCAUCGCUGCUGAGAAGAAUUCCACCAUCAUUUUCCCGCUGCCACUGGAGAUGAUGCAGGGGUUCAUCAAACACUGAGGGGGAGUCUCAACCACUUUUUUUUUUUGCCUUUUGCUUUUAGAUUCUUAUUUAGAUUAUAAAACAGUUUAAGUUGAUGAGCAGAAAAUGCUGCUAUGAAAUAUAACUUGUGUCAUAUGGUUUCGGUGCUCAGACUGUUUUUGUGCACUAAUCUGUCAGGAUGAACAGCCAAUCAAAAAGCUUUCUGUCAAAGCGGUCACAGUGUCAAACACACUGCAGAACGUACAGCAGUCAGCUUGGUGUGUCUGCUACAAACUGACCACAGACUGGCUUUAUUUGGUAGUGUGUGUGAGAUUUCACUAAAAACAGCCACAGUUCGGCAGGUGGUUUAGCUUUUAUCCUGCAAUUUCAUUUUUUGUCCUGUUUUUAUGUUAUAAAUGUAGAAAUCAGGCAAACUUUUCCUGAAAGUCAAAGUAGAAGCAGGAGACCAAACUGUCUCAUCAUCCAUUUUACAGACAUUUCAACAGAAAGUGCCUGCUGGAUAUGUGGCCUUACACAGACACACACACAAACACACACAUAUAUCUAAUAGUUAUGUCACUAGUAUUUUAGUACCACUAAGACCACUGCCAGCAUCAUAGCGCUCUGAUCAUUUUAUACCUAAAAGUCUUGUCGUGAUCGUCGUGUCAUCGUCAUGUGAGAACUCCAACAGCGUUAUUCCCACUCCCCAAAACUAAAUCUUUUCAAUGUUAGCGAUGCAUUGCAUGUUUUCUCUGAAUUUAAUGUAAAACCCAUUCCAGCUUCAUGGCUAAACGAACAUUUUAACGUUGAAGGUUCAAAGAUGUGUACGUACAGUAUACGCUCUACUGUACUUAACCUGCUCCACUCUCACUCUUACUUUGAUCAUGAGAGAGAAAGAAAGAACCGCUGGUAAUUUUUCAUAAACAGACUGAACUGUUUCCACUUUUACAGGCAUGAGAUGUAUCCAUGCAAAAGCUGUAACACUAACCAGCCGGAGAGGUAGGCGGCCGUCUUAAAAUAGCCUCCAGAAAGUAGGGAUCAGGAUGGUAACCUACCGAUAAUGUCCAAGAAACACACUUUCCUCACUGUUACACACACACACACACACACACACACACACACACACACACCUUUUCUCUGGUUGUCAUUGCUUCCGUCUCAGGUUACAAGCUGACUUGACUGAGAGGUUGACAGUCAGACUGACCAGCUGGAUGUUACUUGUAUUUGUUUACAGUAUGCUUUCCAUCAUACGCAUACACACACACACAUAUAUGCUAUUUACAGGGGUGAGCAAAAUACUGGGACUGCCUCAGAUUACCAUAGAGUUGACUCCAUCUGACACAAAAAAGAGAGCAUGAUCAACUACACAGGUGGCACUGUGUACGUUAUAGGGCUGUGAGGUGUUCCUAUUGUUUUGUCCACCCCCAUCUGGCUUCACUGCUUAGGAGAAGCGGGGACUGUUAGAAACUUAUCGCAACUCUCUUUGCCAAAAGCCUUAACUUACUGCCGUCAGUUCAGUUCACUGCCUGAUAUCACAUUUCUAUGCACUUCCAUAUAAGAAUAACAAGGAUUUUAUUUACCUUUUUUUUUUUUUUUUUUUUUUAAACAACACUAUUUUAUCACAUACGCUGUUUGUGGUUUCAGCUAAUAAGCCAAAUAGUUAAACAUUGUUGUAUGUGGUUAUUUCAUUUUUCCUUCUUUCGACAUAUAAAGGACAGGAGUGCUGGUAAACAUAUGUUACAGUAUCUUGUGUAUGUGUGACUUGGUAGUGUUACUAUAUAUGCAUACAUAUACCAUAUAUAUAGCUAUAUAUACUUAUAUAUAUACAAUCGUAGUCCUGUGAAGUUUAUUUUUGCUGUGUUGUGGAAAGUGGAAUUAUUUUUUUAUGAUUUGUGAUGAAACAACUACAAGAAGCAGGAGUUACAGUAACUCCUGCUUCUUGUAGUUGUUGCUGUUAGCCCAUGUUGAGCUGAAGCUGAGUUUGAGCUCUGUUACAGAAAGUUUGUUACAGAACAAAGAGACACCGUCACAUACACGCCUGAGCAGCUACUCAGUAACAUGUCACCAGUCUUCUGUGGUCGUUACAUCUUAAUCACUUUCACAGGCAGUAUUUGUGUUCAGUGAAGGUCCUUUUCGAGCUCACUCCUCUUAUCAUUUGGCUUGGCAAAGAAAAACCCAGCUCAUUAAAAUGACAUAGACAUAGUAACCAAGUUUGUAUGUUGUAAUAAUGUACACAUCAAAUACACAUCGAUAUUAUUUUUUUAAAGUUUUACUCAGAAUGUAUUGUUAGUUUAUGCAGCUUGCUAAAUUUUUGCUAAUGUUUGAUAUGGUUUUAUCUUGACAUAAUACAUAUAUGAGACUUUAAAUAAAAUGAAAAAAUCCAAAAGCA
This is a messenger RNA of Chelmon rostratus (copperband butterflyfish), 3350 nucleotides long. It is a transcript of the gene stom, whose product is annotated as stomatin. Gene Ontology annotation, cellular component: plasma membrane. The transcript has 8 exons. NCBI's taxonomy places the organism in Eukaryota, Metazoa, Chordata, Actinopteri, Chaetodontiformes, Chaetodontidae. The coding region runs from base 113 to 1000 and encodes 295 amino acids. The record is from RefSeq and is a predicted model, not a curated record.